UCCAGAUUAAAUACAUAAACAAUAUUCUCUGUAAGUAAAUAGCAUGCUUUAUGGAGUGGUGUGAUUAAAUCAUGUAUACUUAAUAUAUUGAAUUUUUCGGACGUACAUCAAAGACUAAAUCUUUAUUUUUGUUUUGAGGAUAUAAACUUAAAAUGUCGAGUUCCAGUGAGGAGGAGGAGCAGGAUGAGAUUGCCAAACUGGGACUCUCCGAAGAGCAACUUGCAGAUUUUCAGCGAGCAUUUGACCUUUUUGACCCUGAUGGAGACGGCACGAUCACGACCCUAGAACUGGGAACGAUUAUGAGGGUCAUAGGUCAGAACCCAACAGAAGCCGAACUACAGGAUAUGGUCAACGAAGUUGAUGAAGAUGGAAACGGAACAAUAGAAUUUGACGAGUUUGUAAAGAUGAUGGUGUUGAAAACAGCGUCAGAUAAUGCUGGGGUAAACAAGGAAACAUUUGACGUAUUUGAUAUAGAGAAAACUGGCUACAUCACAGCAAAAGAACUGAAGAAUGUGAUGUCGAAUCUGGGAGAAGAUCUAGGUGAUGAUGUAAUAGAAGAGAUGAUCAGCAAGGUAGAUACGGACGGUGAUGGGAAAAUUGGAUUCGAAGAAUUUUCGGCCAUGCUUGAAGCCCCAGACGAGUCGUACUUAAGAAAAAAACCAGCUGUUGUUGAAGAAACUGUGUUGGAGGAAUCAUCACAUGACCUUACUGACCAUUCAGAAAGCACCAUAGGAUGAUUUAUUAUACAUAAUGUAAAAUUAAAACAAUGACAACAUUGCAAAAAUGA
This is a messenger RNA of Mercenaria mercenaria, 787 nucleotides long. RefSeq names its product calmodulin-A-like. Gene Ontology annotation, molecular function: calcium ion binding. The transcript has 6 exons. The coding region runs from base 153 to 737 and encodes 194 amino acids. Lineage: Eukaryota; Metazoa; Mollusca; Bivalvia; Venerida; Veneridae. The record is from RefSeq and is a predicted model, not a curated record.